This is a messenger RNA of Papilio polytes (common Mormon), 710 nucleotides long. RefSeq names its product tRNA:m(4)X modification enzyme TRM13 homolog. The record is from RefSeq and is a predicted model, not a curated record. The annotation marks the transcript as partial. Gene Ontology annotation, biological process: tRNA methylation. The transcript has 5 exons. NCBI's taxonomy places the organism in Eukaryota, Metazoa, Arthropoda, Insecta, Lepidoptera, Papilionidae.
CACAGUGACAGUUUUGUGACAACUUGUAUAUUUGUCCAGUUGUCAUAAAUUGUUUACAAUUUACGUUGAGCAAAUAGUCUAAAUAAAUUAUAAUUUAAAAAAGAAUUAUGGAGCCUCAGUGUCAAUUUUACGUAAUCCGAAAAAAACGUCUUUGCAGAAUGACAGUACGACCCGGAAAACAAUACUGCGGUGAACAUAACCCGCUGCCCGAAGAUGAUCGAUGUCAAGAUGACAGUCGAAUCCCGUGUCCAAAUGAUCCAAAGCACACAUGCUAUGUGAGGCGACUGGAGAAACAUCUGUCAAUAUGCAAUGCACGACCUCAGGAUGAUCCAGACUACAUUGUAAGAAAUGUGAACUGUCCCCCUGACAGCGGAGUCUGUCCCAGGCGUCCCCUCACACAAUACACAACAAACCAAAUCCAACAUGUCAUUGACAAAAUCAACUCCAUAUAUAAAGAGCACAUAGAGGGCAACAUUGAGAAUGCACCAGAAAUGCCAAUACACAGCGCUGUACUGGAGGAGUUCACGAGAGUGGGUCGCACAGAAAGCUCACUGCGCCACCUGCGUCAGGCCUCCAGCAUCCUGCACCUGGUCGAGGCUGAGGGUUUGGUGCAAGAGGGUACUUGCUACGUGGAGCUGGGUGCCGGAAAAGGUCAGCUGUCUGUGUUUGCGGCGCGGGCGUGGUGCGGCGAGGCGGCCGGCAGCAGCGUG